AUGGCGGCUCCGGGCCCGCUGUCACGGCAACCGCGCCCGGCCGCGCUUCCGGUCCGCCCCGCACCGUCCCCCGCACUUCCGGUCUCGGCAGCCCCGCGUCUCGGCCCGCCCGGAACCCGCCCCGCGCCGCCACGUUCCGGCCGCCCCGACGCCCACCCCCCCGAAGCCCCGCUGUGGUUCCCAGGGGACCCCCAGCCCCCCAGAAAGUGUCAGUGGGACCCCCAGCCCCUCGGCGGCACCAGUGGGCCCCCCACCUCACUUCAAUACCCAGGGGAUCCCCAGACCCCAGGGGUGCCCAAAAGUGACAGUGGCACCCCCUGCCCCCCAGUAGUGCCAACUGGACGCCAUCCCGCCCCGCUGUGGUUCCCAGGGGACCCCCAGCCCCCCCAAGAGAGGCAGUGGGACCCCCAGUCCCCCAGCAGUGCCAACUGGACCCCCCCCACCCCGCUGUGGUUCCUAGGGGACCCCCAGCCCCCCCAAGAGAAGCAGUGGGACCCCCAGUCCCCCGAUAGAACCAGUGCCCCACCCCACUUCAAUACCCAGGGGAUCCCCAGAACCCAGUGGCACCCCUGGACCCCCCUGCUGUGCUGCAGUACCCUGGGGACCCCCAACCCCCCAAGAAUGGCAGCGGGACCCCUGCCCCACUGCGGCACCCACCGGCCCCCCCAGCCUCACUGCAGCCAGCCGGGGGGGGGGCCACGGGGCCACUUCUUGGCCUCGCCCAGGGUGGUCCCGGCACAGGGCCCCCCGUGGGGCACAGCACCCCACCUGCCUGUGCGCCGUGGGGGGCCCCGGCAGCAGCUCCUGCUCCUGGGAGUGGGAGAGGGUGAGAGCGCCCGUCCCUCCUCCUCCGUGCUGGCGCGGGCGUCCCCGGCAUCGCACCGGGAAGCAGAAGAGAGCUCAGCACUCCGCCUGCUCCUGGAUCCCCUUCCCACGCUUUUUGGUGUUCACACCUUCCGGCGUGGACGGCUGGUCCAUGCUGCUUCCCGGAGAUAG
Harpia harpyja (harpy eagle) is the source of this 996-nucleotide messenger RNA. RefSeq names its product proline-rich protein 2-like. Bases 1 to 996 code for a protein of 331 amino acids. The transcript has 2 exons. NCBI's taxonomy places the organism in Eukaryota, Metazoa, Chordata, Aves, Accipitriformes, Accipitridae. The record is from RefSeq and is a predicted model, not a curated record.